AGUCCCUGGACAUCUGGCUGUUUGUACCUUUUGCAAGAGUCAAUUUUGCUCAGUAGGAGCAGUCAGACACAGCUUUUCAGGAGCAAGAAACACCAGCUCAUAUCGUGGACUACUUUAUCUUUCAGGGAACCAGGAGCUCAGGAUCAUGUCGGGGAAGCCCAGGCUUACCUACUUGAACGGAAGGGGCCGGAUGGAACCCAUACGAUGGCUGUUGGCAGCAGCUGGUGUGGAGUUUGAAGAAGUUUAUUUGGAAACAAAAGAGCAGUAUGACAAGUUAAUCAAAGGUGGAUUCCUGCUCUUCCAGCAAGUGCCCCUGGUUGAGAUCGAUGGGAUGAAGAUGGUGCAGACCAGAGCCAUCAUGAGCUACAUAGCAGGGAAAUACAAUCUCUAUGGGAAAGACUUGAAGGAGAGAGCCCUGAUUGACAUGUAUGUGGAGGGAAUAUCAGAUCUGAUGCAAAUGAUUUUGAUGUUUCCUUUCUCUCCACCUGAUGCAAAGGAGAAAAAUCUUGAGUCAAUUAAGGAGAGAGCAACUAACAGGUACUUUCCCGUCUUUGAAAAGGUUUUGAAACAACAUGGCCAAGACUUUCUUGUGGGCAACAAAUUCAGCUGGGCAGAUGUUCAGCUAAUGGAAGCCAUUUUAGCAGUGGAGGAGAAAGUUCCUGAUGUGCUCUCAGGGUUUCCUCAGUUGCAGGUGUUUAAAACCAAAAUGAGCAAUAUGCCUACAAUUAAGAAGUUCCUGCAGCCUGGCAGCCCAAGGAAACCCCCACCAGAUGCCCAUUAUGUAGAAACUGUGUUGAAGGUUUUUAAGAAAUGAAUUCCUUGCCACCUUUGAUGAGACCCAAAAUGCUGGGAGAGCAGGAGAAAGCAGAGCAGCAACCCCAAACCCUAAAUCAAAGGAGAAGGAAGCUCAACAAAUUAGUAUUGUUUUAAUUAAAACCAGUGCUAGAGGAACAAAGCAACCCAUACCAAAAAUAAAGCAUUCUGUUACACUGGCAA
Molecule: messenger RNA, 996 nt
Organism: Agelaius phoeniceus (red-winged blackbird)
Lineage: Eukaryota; Metazoa; Chordata; Aves; Passeriformes; Icteridae
Product: glutathione S-transferase-like
Biological process (GO): glutathione metabolic process
Molecular function (GO): glutathione transferase activity
Source: RefSeq, a predicted model, not a curated record